Molecule: messenger RNA, 4092 nt
Organism: Penicillium nucicola
Lineage: Eukaryota; Fungi; Ascomycota; Eurotiomycetes; Eurotiales; Aspergillaceae
Product: vegetative incompatibility protein HET-E-1
Exons: 5
Coding region: 1-4092 (1363 amino acids)
Biological process (GO): negative regulation of transcription by RNA polymerase II
Cellular component (GO): nucleus; transcription repressor complex
Molecular function (GO): protein binding
Source: RefSeq, a predicted model, not a curated record
AUGAAUGAGCUCAUGCUGUGGGCCGCCUUGAUCGCGCUCCCGGUCGUGCUUCUCUACCCGGUGAUUGGCAAGAUUCGUCGCCGGGGAAGGAUGGACCGCCCUGAUGGACUUUACACGGUCUACGAGCCUGAGCAGGCUGAGGACGUCACUUUUGAGAUUGUCGCCGUCCAUGGCCUUGGGGCACAUCCGGAAUACACCUGGACAGGCACUUCAUCGGCAUCGACCGGUUCGGGCGACGUGAAACGCAUCCACCUGCUGCGAGACCUACUGAAAGAUGACUUUCCGACCGCACGGAUUCUGGCGUUUGCGCAUAACUCGGACUGGUUGAUCAAUGCGCCGGUUAAGUCAGCGCAGCAAAUUGGCGAACGGUUGCUGGACGAGCUGGUAAAGCAUCGGAAAAAACAACAGAUUGUCCCACGGGACUCAGCGCGAGGCGGCCAUGGUGCUAUACUCAUUGAUAUCACUAAAGACCACUCUGGAUUAAACAAGUGCCGCGGGCGGGACGAUCCAUUAUAUCACAGCCUUCAGGAACAGCUACGAACACUUAGACCGACGACCACACCCACCCUGAAUGGCGACCAGCAGUACGUCGUCGACAAAUUACGCACUGUGGAAGAUGCCGCAUUCAACUCCCGUGUAAACGAACACGUCGCGACUUGCCUCGGAAACACGCGCCAUGAGCUGCUCGGCACGAUCAGCCAAUGGAUUAAAGCCCCAAUCACUCGCGAGCAUGCAUAUUGGCUUCGAGGAAAGGCUGGCACUGGCAAGUCAACGAUCGCUCGCACCGUGGCUGAUACCCUUGACCGGCAGGAUCGCCUUGCUGCCAGCUUCUUCUUCAAGAGGGAUGAACUCGAUCGUAGUAGUGCCCGCUACGUGUUCACAAGUAUUGCUGCCCAGAUCGCCCAGAAAUUACCCGCGGUAGCUGAGCAUAUGCGAAACACCAUCGAAGCGAAACCAAGUAUCGCCACUAUGGCAUUAGGGGAGCAGUUUAGGAGACUUAUCAUGCAGCCAAUGGAAGCCGCCUCGCGUGAAACUUCCACGACCAUGACAGUUGUGAUCGAUGCCCUCGAUGAAUGUGAGGGUGAUGAGGAUAUCACGACGAUUAUCAAGUUACUGUUGCAGACCGAUCGCUCAACAGUAGUCCCGUUAAAAUUCUUCGUCACCAGCAGAUUUGAGCUUCCAAUUCGUCUCGGGUUUAAGGGGGUCCAAGACAAGUUCAUCGAGGUUUCUAUUGACGAGAUCCCAUGGCCCACGAUCGAGCGAGACAUCACAGCCUUUUUGAAAUUUCGAUUGGGUGAAAUUCGGUCAAUGUUCGAGCUCGCCUCUGAUUGGCCAGAUCCAACCCAAUUCCGCAGACUGGUCACAAAUUCUGUGCCGCUUUUCAUCUUUGCGGCUACGACCUGUCGCUUCAUUGAGGAUUGCCGACAGGGCGGUGACGGGCCGGAUGAUCGGCUUCAGAAGAUCCUCCAACAUGAGGCCCGUGGGAAUCUUGACCAAAUAUACCUACCCGUCCUAGACCGAAUGGUACAUGGAUUGAAGUUCGCUGCGCAAUUGAAUGCGAUCAAUGAGUUCAAAUUGAUCGUGGGCUCAAUAAUCACUGUUGCAAAUCCUCUAGGCGCUGCGCCAUUGGCGAGCCUUCUUGAUAUCUCCACUGGAAAAGUCAACAACAGACUGGGGAUGCUUCACUCUAUACUCGACGUCCCAACCAACGCUACUAUUCCGAUAAGAAUAUUCCACGAAUCGUUUCGAGAUUUUGUCAUUGAUCCAGAGAUGAGCCAGUCCUUCUACGUUGAUGAGAAGGCCACCCACAAGAUGCUUGCAGACAGAUGUCUUGCGCUGCUUUCCCACGGUGGCCAUCUGAAACAGGACAUCUGUGGACUAGAAGCGCCGGGGCGUCUUCGUACUGUUCUCGACAAGCCAAAGAUUGACCGGUGUCUGCCAUUACAUGUUCAAUAUGCGUGCCUGUACUGGGUGCAUCAUUUGAAGAAGAGCGGGGUCAAGCUGAACGAUGAACACCAAGCCCUGUCCUUUCUCCUAGAGCACUGCCUUCAUUGGCUUGAAGCCUUAAGCCUGAUGGGAAUGAUAUCCGAGGGUAUCAGGCUAAUCAAUGAGUUACAGGGUCUGAUUGAUUCGGUGGCGUUCUCCCCGGACGGCCAAACGGUGGCCUCUGGCUCGCUUGAUAACACGAUCAAGCUGUGGGAUGCUCAGACGGGCAAGGAGCGACAGACCCUCGAGGGGCAUUCUGAUUCGGUCCGGUCGGUGGCCUUCUCCACGAACGGCCAAACGGUGGCCUCUGGCUCCGAUGAUCACACGAUCAAGCUGUGGGAUGCUCAGACGGGCAAGGAGCGACAGACCCUCGAGGGGCAUUCUGAUUCGGUCCGGUCGGUGGCCUUCUCCCCGAACGGCCAAACGGUGGCCUCUGGCUCCGAUGAUCACACGAUCAAGCUCUGGGAUGCUCAAACGGGCAAGGAGCGACAGACGCUCGAGGAACAUUCUGGUGUGGUCUCGUCGGUGGCGUUCUCCCCGGACGGCCAAAUGGUGGCCUCUGGCUCGGUUGAUGAGACGAUCAAGCUGUGGGAUGCUCAGACGGGCAAGGUGCGACAGACACUCGACGGGCAUUCUGAUGAGGUCUGGUCAGUGGCCUUCUCACCGGACGGCCAAACGGUGGCCUCUAGCUCAUAUGAUUGCACUAUCAAGCUGUGGGAUACUCAGACGGGCAGGGAGCGACAGACGAUCGAGGGGCAUUCUAAUUAUGUUCAGUCGGUGGCGUUCUCCCCGGACGGCCAAACGGUGGCCUCUGGCUCAUAUGAUCGGACGGUCAAGCUGUGGGAUGCUCAGACGGGCAAGGAGCGACAGACCCUCGAGGGGCAUUCCAAUUCGGUCCUGUCGGUGGCCUUCUCCCCGGACGGCCAAAUGGUGGCCUCUGGCUCGGUUGAUGAGACGAUCAAGCUGUGGGAUGCUCAGACGGGCAAGGAGCGACAGACACUCGACGGGCAUUCUGAUGAGGUCUGGUCAGUGGCCUUCUCACCGGACGGCCAAACGGUGGCCUCUGGCUCCGAUGAUCACACGAUCAAGCUGUGGGAUGCUCAGACGGGCAAGGAGCGACAGACCCUCGAGGGGCAUUCUGAUUCGGUCCGGUCGGUGGCCUUCUCCACGAACGGCCAAACGGUGGCCUCUGGCUCCGAUGAUCACACGAUCAAGCUGUGGGAUGCUCAGACGGGCAAGGAGCGACAGACGCUCAAGUGGCAUUCUGGGGUGGUCUUGUCGGUGGCCUUCUCUCCGGACGGCCAAAUGGUGGCCUCUGGCUCCGAUGAUCACACGAUCAAGCUGUGGGAUGCGCGGACGGGCAAGGAGCGACAGACGCUCAAGUGGCAUUCUGGGGUGGUCUUGUCGGUGUCCUUCUCCCCGGACGGCCAAAUGGUGGCCUCUGGCUCAUAUGAUCGCACGAUCAAGCUGUGGGAUGCUCAGACGGGCAAAGAGCGGCAGACGCUCGAGGGGCAUUCUAAUGUGGUCUUGUCGGUGGCCUUCUCCCCGGACGGCCAAACGGUGGCCUCUGGCUCGUCUGAUAACACGAUCAAGCUGUGGGAUGCUCAGACGGGCAAGGAGCGACAGACGCUCGGGGGGCAUUCUGGUGGGGUCUGGUCAGUGGCCUUCUCUGCGGACGGUCAAACGGUGGCCUCUGGCUCGCAUGAUUUCACGAUCAAGCUGUGGGAUGCUCAGACGGGCAAGGAGCGACAGACACUCGAGGGGCAUUCCAAUGCGGUCCUGUCGGUGGCCUUCUCCCCGAACGGCCAAACGGUGGCCUCUGGCUCGAAUGAUAAUACGAUCAAGCUGUGGGAUGCUCAGACGGGCAAGGAGCGACAGACCCUCGAGGGGCGCCCCGACUCGGUCGCGUCCAUCGUGGGCCGGAUUCCCGGCCAGCCCGAUCCUCACGUUUCCGUUGCAAAUGACUGGGUCACCUUUGGAAACGAAAAUCUGAUAUGGCUCCCUGCUGAGUAUCGCAGUUUCAUUUCCUCCGAUAUACAACACGAUAGGCUGGCUCUUGGAUACUCCACGGGGAAAGUUUUGAUAAUAGGUUCUCGCAAUGAUUAG